Halichondria panicea is the source of this 919-nucleotide messenger RNA. RefSeq names its product meiotic recombination protein REC114-like. The transcript has 6 exons. Bases 48 to 815 code for a protein of 255 amino acids. NCBI's taxonomy places the organism in Eukaryota, Metazoa, Porifera, Demospongiae, Suberitida, Halichondriidae. The record is from RefSeq and is a predicted model, not a curated record.
UCUUUUUACUACUCUUUACCAAUUAAGUAUGAACUGAAAACUGCAGUAUGGCAACAAUUGGUGUGUGGCUACUAGAUAAGUAUGCAAGGCUGGUUCCUGAUGGCAAGGAUAUCCUACCUCUACCAGGAGCUGGAGGAAAAAAAGGAGGAUCUUGGACGCAUUACAUGUCGUCUAAAGAUGCUGUCAUACAACUAGCACUGCUCAACUCCAAUCAUUUGAUGAUAUCCCGUGGAACCCAUGUCUAUGAGAGUUUCUCAUUGUGGGAUGCACAAAAGUGGAUCAAAGGUGUGAGCAAGGGAGACAGUAUCCUCUUUAUUUAUCAGCUCCAGGAAGAUUCAAGGCGAUUCAGAAUCAAGUUUUCUGCUGAACCUCCUACCAAAACACCACUUCAAAAUUGCAAUGAUUGCAUUUCAAAACUGUCUCCCCUGAUCCCAAUUAGGGAUAUAAGUGCAAGUUCUACAAUGGUGUCCUAUUCACAAGCUACCCAGCCACCUACAGAGGAAAGCCAGAUGUUUUCUCAAGUCCAAGAACCAAACUUAACUCUCCCAGCUGGCUCCUCUAUCAUAAUGCAAACUAGCGAAGGAUUGCAAUCUGACUCUGGAGAAAAUCUCAAUGGCUCCUAUCUUGAUUUGAUGUCUGUUUCUGAGCUCGCCAAAGAGGUCAGCACUGAUGGUAAAAGUCUUGGGAAGGCUUAUGCAAAUACAAAUUUUCCUGUGAGCCAACUGAGUGACUUUAUCAGGCUCUGUUUGACUGAUUCAAACUUUCCUGCAUUUGUUGGAGCAGCAGAAAAAGAAUUGCGAAAUAUUACAAACUAGCCAGAACAAACAAACAUUAGUUGGUGCUCACUAUGUGUUACAUAUUAUUACUGGUUUAGUGAAUGUGUUACUAAUUUUUAUUCAAUACGAGUUCUUGACUUCAA